UAUUACAAUCAAAUAACGCCCUUUCUAUACUUUGGUCAAAUAGAUUACACCAACAUCUCACUAUCGAUUUGACAACCAUACACGCAAUAUCAACAAUGUCUACACAAAAAGUCACAAUCAUCGGUUGCGGUUCCAUUGGAGCCUCAUGGGCUGCGCUGUUUCUCGCACACGGCUUCUCUGUAACAGCCUUCGACAUCAACGCAGCUGCCGAAUCCUUUGUGCGAACUUUCGUCAACGAAGCUCUACCCACCUUAGUCGCCCUCGGUGAGAUGAGCGAGUCUUCAACCGCCAAAGCAGAAGACAUCAAAUUCACAACCAACCUGAACGAAGCACUCGAAGGUGCAGACUUCGUCCAAGAAAACGGACCAGAGAAGCUCGACUUCAAGCAACAGCUUUUCAGCGACAUUGCCGCCAUCGUCAGGCCAGACACUAUUCUUGCGACGUCAUCUUCCGGGCUGACAUGCUCCUCCAUACAGGAAGGUAUGGCACCUGGCUCGCAUCCGGAGCGAUGCGUAGUUGGACAUCCAUUCAAUCCACCUCAUAUGAUACCCCUGGUGGAAGUGGUUGGUGGAUCAGCAACAGCGCCAGAGGUCAUCGCAAAAGCCAUGGAGUUCUACUCUAAAGCCGGCCGGAAACCCAUUCACAUCCAAAAAGAGGUCGUGGGCCACGUCGCAAACAGACUACAAUCCGCACUCGCACGUGAGAUGAUGCAUCUAAUCUCAGAGGAUAUCUGCACCGUCAAGGAUAUCGACGACGCCAUGUCCUAUGGUCCUGGCUUAAGAUGGGGCGUCAUGGGCCCUAGUGCGCUAUUUCAUUUAGCGGGAGGACCAGGUGGAAUUGAACAUAUGAGCCAACACUUGUUGGGUCCACUGAUGAGUUGGUAUGCGAGGAAAGAUCCGGUUGUUGACGAGGCAUUGAGGGAAAAGUGGGUCAGAGGAACUCUUGAAGCGGUGGACGGACGCACUUAUCAGGAUCUCGCGAAGCAAAGGGAUGAAGAAUUGGUGGCGUUGUUGAAAACACGGAAAGAAUGGGAUGGCUACGCUGCAGCUAAGAAAGCAGUUUAG
Molecule: messenger RNA, 1064 nt
Organism: Periconia digitata
Lineage: Eukaryota; Fungi; Ascomycota; Dothideomycetes; Pleosporales; Periconiaceae
Source: the annotation of a GenBank genome assembly